Messenger RNA from Magallana angulata, 839 nucleotides. Its product is annotated as angiopoietin-related protein 7-like. The transcript is spliced from 5 exons. The coding region runs from base 1 to 645 and encodes 214 amino acids. The record is from RefSeq and is a predicted model, not a curated record. NCBI's taxonomy places the organism in Eukaryota, Metazoa, Mollusca, Bivalvia, Ostreida, Ostreidae.
AUGGCUUACCCAAGCUCAGAGCACACUACAACUGGACGAUCAGACCUGACUUGUGUCUUUACGUACGAAUUUUUCGGCGGGAAGUUACAUGAAGUUCCCUGUUUCAACGAUAGUUAUUCUUGGAUUAUAAUACAGAGAAGAUACGACGGUUCUACGUCAUUUUACAGAAAUUGGACAGAUUAUGAAAACGGGUUCGGAUCUGUUACUACCGAAAUUUGGUUAGGUAACCAGUACAUCCAUGAACUUACAACCGUCGGAUAUAACAUUUUGAGAAUUGAGCUCACUAGCUUUGCAGGGGAAGUAACACAAAUAGAAUAUGACUUUAGCAUAGAUGACAAAGCCAGCAACUACAGACUUCAUAUUUCUGAACGUGGAGUCUCUGGCCUAAAUAGUCUGGAGACCAGCGACUUAGCAUUAUUCUGUACAUAUGACAAAGACAACGAUAAUAUAAGAACUACAAAUUGUGCUGAAUUAUCAGAACAUGCCAGUGGUUGGUGGCACUCAAAAGCUGCAUGGUGUACCGAUGGUAAUUUAAAUGGAAUAUAUACAAACGAAUAUAAAAAUUAUCAGCAGGGAGUAUAUUGGUUUGCGUGGGACAAGCAAUGGACUCUCAAAGAAACAAAAACGAUGCUUAGAAAACUGUAACACUAGCGUUUUUAUUCGUUUUCAUUGUUAUGUUUGCAUGGUUUACCGAUGGUAACCUAAAUUGAGUCUGUUAUAACUAGCAUGUACAUUUUCAACAAGUAAUCUAUUGGUUUUGACGGGAAAGGCAAUUGACACCCAGAGAGACAAUAAUGACCUUAGAAAACUUUGAAAACUUGCGCUUUCCGUUUAAUCCG